CCCACCACAAAGGAAUUGCCAAUUGUGGAGAAGCAGUUCAAACUAGUAGAAGAAGAGUUCAAUCGACAGAUGGGUGCUUAUCAUCCAGAGGUUAAAAUCAACAGAGAUAGAGCCACAAUCACUUUAGAAGGCCCUGACAAAGAGGUCCAGUCAGGAACUGCAAAACUUGAUGAAUUGAUUAAGAACAUAAAGGAGAAGAGAGUUAAGUUCUCCACAUUUUUGCUAACAUUCAUCACAACCAGUGGUGCCAUCUCCAAAUACCAAACUCACUUCCAGCAGAGCCUCAGAAAUCCUGUUUACCUUGAGGUGGGUUCAGAUCUGGUUCUGUCCAGUUUGUCCUCUGAUGCUCUGAAUGAGGCUGAAGCAGCAGUGAUGAGAGACUUUAAAGUGGAGACUGUACUGCUGCAGGGUGUUGUAGAUCUUGGCAGGGUGAAAGAAAUCCUGAUGAAAGCCAAGAACGAGGAAAACAGGAGAGAGCUCAGAGUGGAUAUCAGCUUCAUCCCUGGAGCCAGAGGAACUGCUGGGACCAAAGUACGAUUGGUGGGCUACAGUGAAAAUGUCAUCAAGCUCAAUGAGGUUCUUCAUGACAUCAAGAUGAAUCAAGUGGAAACUCAAGAAACCAUCAAUCUGCCCAAUCCUGAAAUGGUCGACUGUUUUGAUAAAAUCUUAGCCCUGAUCGGCAUGAAACAGACCAAGGUGACCUUAAAAGCGUCACAUUUCCCAAAUCCUUGUGUGUUUGUGUCUGGUCCUCAAUGUCAUGUUCAGGAGGCCAAGGAGGCCCUAACAUCAACUCUUACUAGUAUGACAGUAGACACUUUGACUCUAGAUGGACCAGGGGCUCAGCAAUACUUCCAGGCAGAUGGUAAAGUGAGCAAAGAGCUGGUAGAGAGCUCCUGUCGCGUCAUUAUCCAAGAAAAGCAAGCUGUGAUGUCCUCACAUGUGUAUAAUAGACCACGAAGCACCAGCAGGCUCAGCAACACACCUAGUUCUCUGAUCUACAGUAGCAUGUACAGCACUGUUGGAAGCUCUGCGGUCAACAAAACAAACCUGAAGAUCAAGCUCAGCAGUUUGGAAAAUGAACAGGUGGAUGUUUUGGUGGUCCCCAUGCUCAACAAGCAGCUGAAUUCUACAAAUAUUGGCAAGUGUCUGUUGAGUAAAGCUGGCAACACUUUAAAGUCAAAGUUUGAUUCAGUCAUAGCGAAUUGUGCCCUCACCCCUGGUGAUGUUCAGCUGGUUGAUGCACCUCCAUCUCUGGGCUGCUCCAAGAUUUCCUUCAUUGAGUGCUUGCCUUGGGAUGGAGUGAGAGGACAGAGUGUGCAGGCUCUUGGCAGUGGGUUGAAGAAGUGUUUGGAGUUCUGUGUCCAGCGGAGCUUGAGUUCAGUUGCCUUCCCAAUUAUUGGACCAGGAAUUGUUUUAAAAUACCCCCUGAAAGAAGCCAUUCAAGUGCUGACUGAUGUCAUUCACCAGUUUGGAUUAUCUGCAUCCACUGGGUCUCUUACAAACAUCCAUAUCGUCAUUAAACCUGGCUAUCCUGAUUCUGAGGCGUGCUACCAUGAUGUCUACAAACAGCUCAGCCUAAAUAUGAACCAGGGAGGCCAAGCAAUCUUCAGGUCCCUCACCAGUGACCUAGAUGACAUCAUCAUGGCACUGGGAAGCAGGGUAAAGCUCCAUGUGGUGUUUGGUGACAUCACUAAUGAGACUACAGAUGUUGUCGUGAACACAACCGACUUUCAAACUUUUGAUGUUGAUGGCGUAUGCAAAGACAUCUUAACUGUAGCUGGACCAGAGGUGGAAGCUGAAUUGAAAGCAGCACAAGUGAACCGAGGAGAAAUUUAUGUGACCCAGUCUGGAAACUUCCCCUGUAAAGCCAUCUUUCAUGUGUGUGGACAAAAGGAUGAAACUGUCAUUGAACAGCUUGUGUGUGAUAUCAUUUCCUAUUGUGAAUGGUAUCAAUACACCUCUGUGGCAAUUCCUGCCAUCUGUGCUGGAGCUGGAGGGUUGGACCCUGUCGUUGUGGCAGGUGCCAUUCUUCGAGCGAUCAAAGCUUGCACGUCAUCCAUAGAUAGCCUCACUGACAUCCGCCUCAUCCUGAUGAAGAUCAAUGUCUUCUUGGCUUUUAAAGAGGAAGCGAUGCAGAUGUUUUCCCCCGCUGUAAUCAACAGAGUGUCAUUUCAAGAACCACAACAACAGCCUCCUCCUUCUAUGAGUACAUGCCUCAGCAGUCUCCAUAUCAGCUUUACAAGUCAGCAAUCUGUCUUCAUGUUCCUGGGUCCUUCCAAAAAAGAGGUUGAUGAUGCCAUGGAAAAGCUGAAGCAUCAAUAUCAGACCCAGUGCUCCAGUAACACCUUCUCAAAGGAGGAAGUGGAACUCCUCACACAUGAUGACAUGAUGGAUCUGAUGGAGCUGGUGAAGGCUGAGGGGCUGGUCAUGCAAAAGGAUCAGUCUGGAGCCCUAACAGUGAGCGGGCUAAAAGAUGGGGUCGCCCGGGUGAUGCAAAAAAUGUGUCAGUGUCAGUACGGCACCCUCGUAAGAGAGGUGAGAGUCAGGGAGGAGGAUGAUUUGUACAACAGAGUGGUUUGGUGCAUCCUGGCUCAUAAUGGUAACUGGGAAAGGCUUCCCAAAACAGCCAAUCACAAACUGGAAAUUAAAGAAUUAACAAACGGAAUAAUAGAUGGACAGGGGCUCACAUGGGAGGUUAAUCUACAGACGAUGGAGGCCACACGACCACUGAGCAGACAGACAGCAAAGCUGAAAAGACUUGAGAAUCUGCCAGACUUUACGUUCCCUCUAUACUGGGACAAUAUGGCUGCUACUGAGACUAUGAAGGUGGUUACACUGGAUCCUUCCUCUGCAGAAUACCACACAGUGAAGGAGGACUUCAAACGAACUGUCAGCAAGACUGUGAUGAAGAUUGAGCGUUUGCAGAACAUUCACCUGCGGCGCGCCUACGAAGCACAGAAGAAAAGCAUUUCUGAUAAGAACGCACAGGAGGGCGGAGCAGGGGAAAAACUUCUGUACCACGGGACAACCCAGGAAAACUGCAACUCCAUCAUGAACACUGGAUUCAACAGGAGCUUUGCUGGGCAAAAUGCAACUGUAUAUGGUAUUGGGACAUAUUUUGCUGUAAAUGCCAGCUACUCAGCCAACCCCACCUACUCCAGACCAGCUGCUGACGGUUCUCAGUUAAUGUUCGUCACCCGAGUCCUCACAGGCAUCUACACUCAGGGCCAAAGCAACAUGAAGGUGCCUCCACCUCGGAACAGCCUGCAGCCUCACGACCGCUAUGACAGCGUUGUGGACAAAACGGACAACCCCACCAUGUACGUUGUGUUUCAUGACAACCAAGCUUAUCCUGACUACCUCAUCACAUUCAAGUGAGAGUGAGGAGAAAGUGAUGAAUUUCAAAUUUUGGAUUCUGGAAAAUCCAGAAAGAAUAAGAUUGAAGUUAUAUUUAUUACUACAGUGACUGGCAAUAUAAGAACUAGGUAAAAGAUUACAUUAAAGAUUAAGAAAAUUUUGCACACAAAACAAACUUUUCUCGUUGAGUAUCUAUAUGGUCAUUAAUCUCAGGAGGAGAUGUGAUACUGAUGCACUUUAUACUGCAAGCAAUCA
Molecule: messenger RNA, 3612 nt
Organism: Archocentrus centrarchus (flier cichlid)
Lineage: Eukaryota; Metazoa; Chordata; Actinopteri; Cichliformes; Cichlidae
Product: protein mono-ADP-ribosyltransferase PARP14-like
Exons: 12
Coding region: 70-3378 (1102 amino acids)
Biological process (GO): negative regulation of gene expression; protein poly-ADP-ribosylation
Cellular component (GO): cytoplasm; nucleus
Molecular function (GO): transcription corepressor activity; NAD+ poly-ADP-ribosyltransferase activity
Source: RefSeq, a predicted model, not a curated record